Molecule: messenger RNA, 4974 nt
Organism: Alligator mississippiensis (American alligator)
Lineage: Eukaryota; Metazoa; Chordata; Crocodylia; Alligatoridae
Gene: MFNG
Product: MFNG O-fucosylpeptide 3-beta-N-acetylglucosaminyltransferase
Exons: 8
Coding region: 648-1703 (351 amino acids)
Biological process (GO): pattern specification process; regulation of Notch signaling pathway
Cellular component (GO): Golgi membrane
Molecular function (GO): O-fucosylpeptide 3-beta-N-acetylglucosaminyltransferase activity
Source: RefSeq, a predicted model, not a curated record
CCCAGGGCCAGUCUCUGGAGGGGAAUAAGUGUGAGCUGAGCAAACAGAGCAGGUGGAAGGCAGCCUGCUCAGCUGGCCCUGCUAUCCCCAGCCCAUUGCCUGCGACAGCCUCCGGCUCGGGACGUGUCCCCAUGCAGCCCUUGAUGCUGGGUUAGAUGCUUUGUUUCCAGCCUGGACCUUGGAGUUGGAUGUUCUCCAUCACACCUCCUGGAGACCUGCCGCACACUGCUCCCAGCCGGGAUGGACUCAGCCUGAGCCCCUGACCUCUGAACCUGGGUCCCAUGCAGACCCUCGGUGUCUCAGCCGUGGGUCUGGGUUCAUUCAGUUCGGGCUGUUUACCCGGGGCUUUGGUGUGUUGGCUUGCCGCUUGUCCUCUGCUAUCUGGAAAAGCAAGUCUCCCUGGUCCCUGCCUCCCUCCUCAGGCUUCCCCAUCCCCAGAGGCAAUUGUCUCCCUCAGAUGAGGUGUUUGGCUCUCUAAGAGUCUCGCUGUCGCUUUCUGAUCCCCUCCCAUCGCAUUCCAGGGCCAGAUCAUAGCUGGGCCUCACCCUCCUCUCGCCUCGGAGAGGGACGGGCACAGAGUGGGACUCUGGACUGGAGGGAGAAGUUGGCAGCUGGACUACUGGCAGUGGUGCGUGAAGCUGGGAGCCAUGCGGUGCCAUCUUGUCCGCAGCCUCUCAGGUGCUGCUCUCCUCCUUAUCAGUCUGGUUCUCCUGUCUGUGAGGCAUCAUGGUGUUCGGGACACAGCCCAGUACGAAGGGCUCAGCGAAAGGGCAUCAGCGAGCCCAGCUAAAGCACCCCCAGAGCAUAGAAGAGAAGCCAACAGCAGCAGGCAGGGGCAGAAAGAGUCACAGGCCCCUUUGAAUGGGAGCUCUGGUGCCUUGAGAGGUCUGGAACUGGAAGAGGUUUUCAUCGCUGUGAAGACAACCAAGAAGUUCCACCAGAGCAGGAUGGAGCUGCUCCUGGACACUUGGAUAUCCCGGGCAAGAGAACAGACAUAUGUCUUUACUGAUGAAGAGGAUGAAGCCCUGCAGAAGAGAAUGGGUGACCAUGUAGUAUUCACCAACUGCUCUGCAGAGCAUAGCCACCCAGCACUAUCCUGCAAGAUGGCUGCAGAGUUUGAUGCAUUCUUGGCCAGUGGCCUGAGCUGGUUUUGCCACCUGGAUGAUGAUAAUUACCUCAACCCACAUGCCCUGUUGACGCUCCUAUCCUCUUACUCUCCAGCAUGGGAUGUUUACAUUGGGAAGCCCAGCCUGAACCGGCCCAUCCAGGCUUCUGAAACGCUACCCAACAACCAGACGAAAUCUGUAUGUUUCUGGUUUGCUACGGGAGGGGCUGGAUUCUGCAUCAGCCGCAAGCUGGCAACCAAGAUGGCACCUUGGGCCAGUGGGCAUAACUUCGUGAGCACCUCAGAGCUCAUCCGCCUGCCUGAUGACUGCACUGUGGGCUACAUUGUGGAGUGCAAGUUGGGUGGGCAUCUGCUCCCCAAUGCACUCUUUCACUCCCACCUGGAGAACCUGCAACUGAUCUCCAGGCCCCAGCUCCAGGAGCAGGUCACCCUCAGCUAUGGUGUCUUUGAGAACAAGCUCAAUGUUAUUGAGCUGAGUGGCCCCUUCUCCCAGGAGGAAGACCCCUCCAGGUUCCGAUCUCUUCACUGCCUUCUCUUCCCUGACACUUCUUGGUGCCAGCAGCCUAUUUUCCGGUGAUGGCUGACCUCCUGGACUCAAAGAGUCAUGAUGAGGCCGGCGACCCUCCGUUUGCUCUGUGUGGUAGGGGGCUAUUGGUGAAUCCUGGCUUUCCCCUCUCCCCUCUUCAGUGCCUGCCCUGAGGCCACAUACUGCAGCCAGCCAUAGCCUUGUGGGAGUCUGCUCCAUAAUUGUGGGACAGGGCAAGAGAGGGGAACCCACACCAAGGCUCUUGUAUGCAAAAAAAAGGAUGGCAUGGAUGUGAUACUCAGCUGCAUCCCAAUUUCCCCUGGUCUCCAGAUCAAUUGUGAAGGCUGAGGGAUGGGAGCUGGGGGAAGGUGGGGGCCACAGCAGGGUUCUGGCCCCAGCUGCUGGGUAUGUAUAGGUGAGGACAGGGUGCCCCCUGCUGCCUGGAUGGAGCAUAUAUGUGUGUAUCCAUCCUCUUGAAGCAAAGAUCCUGUGAUACCAGAAUUGGUGUGCUAACAGAGCAUAACUUGCCCCACCUCCAGCCCCUACUGUGUAGAUUCCCUUCAUGUACAGUAUCAGAUCUUCUUUUUGUAACAAACUGGGAAAGCAGCUUUCCUGUCUCUCUACUGAGCCUACUGGUCAGGAUUCCCACAGCCCAGCCCCCCUUGUUGAGCCUGUGGUUAGAUAGUUUGGCUAACUCUCAAGCCUGAAAUAAAAUGAGCUUGUGGUCAAGUCUAUGUAUUCAAUCAUCCCCAGAGAAGCUUAGGGUCCGCCCCAGAAUCUGCUCUGUGACUGGGACAGAGGGAAAGGCAGGCACAACGCAUCUGCUCAGGAGCCUGACGGAGAGGGGGAGUGACAUUGGUGGGGGGAGGGUGCAGUGCCUGCAUUACUCUAAGGAGCUCUCCCUGUCUCUCCUGGUGUUAUUCCUCUCCCUCUUCUCUUCUUAAUCUGAGGUCAGGAUAAUCCUUUCCUUUAAUUAUCUGUCCUUUGAGAUUAAACUCCAACCUCAACCUGGGGGAGGGUGUGAGAGAAGAGACAUAAAGAAGGAUUUGGAGUGGAAUGAAGGGGCAGGGAGCAGGAGGCAGAGAAGGAGCACUAGGGAUGUGGCUUUAUCAUCUUCUUGACCUCCACCCCAGAACCCAUUGAUUUGCUAUGGAGUGAAAAGAGUAAGGCAACUAACUUUUUGCCUUUGUACUUUUUCCCUUCUUCCUCUGUUCUGCUCUCCCACUCAGUGCUGUAGGGAGGAGAGAGAAGAACCAGACCAGUGAUUCUCAAUCAGCGUGUUGUAGCACCCUCAAGUGCUUUGAGAUCCUCUUAAGGGUGCUGCAGGGAGCCAUGUAAUGCUAGCACGUUUAGGUAUGCAAACAUGAUUCACAUGAUAAGCCCAAAGGCUGCCUAUACAUGUGUUUGGAGGUGGUGGGGGGGCGCACUUUAAUUAGAGCAGUUUCUGGAGAGCCACUCUAAUUAAAAUGGCUCACCAUCACAUGUAUAAAGCCCCUCUGUGUUUCAAAAUGGCUGUGGGAUGAUUUAACCAAAGCUCAUUGGACAAGCUUUAGUUAAAGCACUGCAUGGCCAGUUUGAAACAUGGAGGGGCUUAAUACAUGUGACGCUGAGGCGAUGCUAGAGCAUUCUAAUUAGAACGUGGAGCUGACGUAAUUAAUCAGUGCUGCAGGGAAGAGAGAGAAGGAUUAUACCAGUGAUUUUCAAUCAGCGUGUUGCAGCACCCUGGGGUGCCUUGAGAUCCUCUUAAGGGUGCUGUAGGGAUCCAUGUAAUGUUAACACCAUUAGGUUUGCAAACAUGAUUCACAAGAUAAUCGAGUUUUAAUUGAGAUACUACUUAACGCACUGGUUGAGACUCACUGCUCUCUCCUCCCUACAGCACUGAGUGGGAGGGCAGAACAGAGAAAAAAGAAGGGAAAAAUUAAUCAAGUAAUCAUAUUAAUCAAGUAGACUCGAUUAAUCAAGUCUGCUGAUUCAUGUUCUAAUUAGAAUAGGGAUGAGCACAUCUAUAGGCAGCCAAAGAUUUCAAAUAGGAAUUCAUAGUUUUAAAAACAUUGUGACCCAUUGUGGUUUUCCCAAGUUCCUUGCAACAGAAGAUUUGAUCUAUUAUUUUUCUGUAACCAAAAAAAAAAAGAGCAGAAACUAAGAGCUGGCAUUUUCUGUGGGAUGUCGUUGGUCUAAAAAGGUUGAGAACUACUGGACUAGACACAUGAGGGCACUGACUGACCAAAAUGUUUCCCAGCUCUUUGUCCAGGAUGCCCAAAAUGUCACUGGUCGGGAAAUGAGGAGCAGUUAUAUUUUGUCCUUGUACUUGGUAAAUAACUUGAGGGCAAAGAAGCCACUUUCAGUGGGAAUGUGCUUUUCAGAAGUCAGAGGGGCACAAGAGAGAUCUGUGAGGAUUGCAUGUGAAAAAGCAAAUGCAGUUUCUCCAGAGACCUCCAAAUUGGCAGAGGAAUCUUUAAAACUAGAGCACACAGCUGUGCCUGCUGCUGACAGCAUGGAAGUGACCCAUGGAAGGCACAGCUACCUCUUUGCUGUUUCAAAAACCAGGCCGCUCAUCGCCAUGCAAACAAGGUCCUGUUCUCUUGGAGGAUGCUGCACACCUGCAAAUUGCUCUUGGGCAGGCUGCCCAAGGGUUAAAAAACCCACCUUUCAAAGGAGCUUUCCACCUUGGUAAAGAGGGUUCAAGAACUGACAGAGUACUUUGAUUUUUGUAGAGCAAGAAUACAGUGGCCUGGUGUGUCACUUUUCCAAUCGAGCUGAUUCUUCCAGCCAUUAUCCACCUUCUGAAGAAGCAGAGAGCUCUCAAGCCCUGCUGUCUGUCACAUACAACACAGUCUUUGAUCUGGAAACUCCUCUCUGACCAGGAACAAGGACUUGCUGAUAAACAUUAUAUGUUCAUUGAGAGAGAGGCAAUUGUUAUCUCGCACAGCUACACGAGCCUAGUAACCGUGGGAUUCAAAACACUUGAAAGUGAAGCAACCCGCACUUCUGGAAUAAGUGUGUGACAGCACGCUGAGGUUAAGAAGAAGAUUGAAGUCUCCAGUCAAUGCAAUUGAAAUGAUUUGGUUUUCCAGAUAACCAGGACAUGAAAAAGAUUCUGACCGGAAGUGUCACAGAUUCCCAGAAGUUUAGGGCUGGAAGGGACCUUGUGAGAUCAUCAGGUCCAGCCUCCCUGCUCUGGGCAGGAAUGACUGCUGGGGUCAAAUAACCCCAGCAAGGUGUCUUCUGAGAGAAGAGAGGUGUUUACAAUUCUUUUUUAUUAACCAUUCAAGAUCUUGCUUUUCUUGUGUAUUGAGCAAUCAGAUUAAAAAAGGUAAUCCUA